UGGCAAUCAACAGAAGGUUCUCUUUUGUUUUUAUUUAUUUUCUUUUUUUUUGCGUAAGAUCUGUUUAAUGCCAUUUUAGUUUAAGUCAUUGUUAUUUGUUAGUAUUGAUUCUUAACAAAAUGGAAAACGACAAAAGUUCAGUGGUUGUUGAAGGUGAGGCUUCGGAAUCAGACGAGGAAGACUUUAUGAGGCCGGUUGGUAAAAGUCUUGAAAACGCAAGACGUUACGAAGUCCACUCGUCCGAAGAUGAACUCAGCAUAGCUGUCAGGGCGUUCGUCUCCAAAGCUGAGGAGAUGAAUGAAGCCAACAAGGCCAAAUACAACACCUUGCUACAUAAAAAAUUAAAAGAAAGUCAUUUCCGGCUGAAAGAAGACUUGAAAUCCUUUGUUGCAUCGAGUCUCAAAUAUGCCAGUGACCAGAUGAACGAGAUCAACCAGAGUUUACUCUCUGCACAGGUCGAGACGCAGGAAUCGAUCGGGUUCAGGAGACGCUCAGCGGCCACUCUCUUAAAAACUGACCAGGCCCUCACUGCAAUUCUAUCAUACAAAUUGUGCUGACAUUAUUAUUAUAAUUUAUUUCUUAAAGUCUUUUAGGAGGGGGCGAAUUCUGUCUGAAUACCAUUUUUGUGAUUAUGCUAAUUCUAUUGUUUGUUAACAUUUAUACAUAUU
This is a messenger RNA of Cimex lectularius (bed bug), 668 nucleotides long. RefSeq lists its product as uncharacterized. NCBI's taxonomy places the organism in Eukaryota, Metazoa, Arthropoda, Insecta, Hemiptera, Cimicidae. Bases 120 to 557 code for a protein of 145 amino acids. The transcript is spliced from 4 exons. The record is from RefSeq and is a predicted model, not a curated record.